Messenger RNA from Nematocida major, 276 nucleotides. RefSeq lists its product as uncharacterized. The coding region runs from base 1 to 276 and encodes 91 amino acids. The transcript has a single exon. The record is from RefSeq and is a predicted model, not a curated record. Lineage: Eukaryota; Fungi; Microsporidia.
AUGGAGAGCAAACAGACCCCGUCCAGAAUAAACGAGCUAAUAAAGUCCCUACCCGUUGACCAGACGAAACUAGGGGAGCUUUUAAGCAACAACAUGCUAGAGGACAUAGAAGUGCGAAUGUACGGAAACAAGAUAGGCAAAGCAGAGUGUGCCAUAAAGCAGGCCAUUCGCCGACUCGGCGUGAAACUGAAAGUAAAAAACUCAAUUGACAGGAGACACUUAGUCGUAAAGCUGCACAAGCACAUGAAGUUUAUAAUAAUAAAAAUCGAGGCAUGA